Messenger RNA from Penicillium maclennaniae, 738 nucleotides. RefSeq names its product enoyl-CoA hydratase/isomerase family protein. Lineage: Eukaryota; Fungi; Ascomycota; Eurotiomycetes; Eurotiales; Aspergillaceae. Gene Ontology annotation, cellular component: peroxisome. The coding region runs from base 1 to 738 and encodes 245 amino acids. The record is from RefSeq and is a predicted model, not a curated record. The transcript has 3 exons. Gene Ontology annotation, biological process: fatty acid beta-oxidation. Gene Ontology annotation, molecular function: delta(3)-delta(2)-enoyl-CoA isomerase activity; enoyl-CoA hydratase activity.
AUGUCCGCUCUUUUCACCGUGCCAAUCGCCUCGACGGGAGGCUCUAUCGUCUGCACCAACCCGACAGCUGGUCAGGACGAACAGCAAAACAUCUACCACCGGUACCCAAAGGGCGUGGUUGUCACUACGAGCGGAAUCGCCAAGUUCUACAGCAAUGGUCUGGAUCUGGAUCUUGCCAUGAGCACGGAGGGAUUCCUCGACCAGUGGCUCUGGAAGCUUUUCCGCCGGUUUCUCACAUACCCUAUGCCAACAGUGUGUUUGCUGAAUGGUCACGCUUUUGCAGGCGGCUUCAUGCUCGCCAUGUACCACGACUACCGUAUCCAGAAUCCUGACAAGGGCUUCCUCUGCAUCAACGAGUUAGAGUUUGGAGUACCCCUCCAAACACCUAUGAUGUCCAUCUUCCGCGAGAAGCUCCCUGCAACCACCUUCCGGAAUGUGGUUCUGGAGGCGCAUCGGUUUGGCGGCAAAGCCUCGCUACAUGCGGGCAUCGUUGAUGGACUGGGUGGACUCGAGGAGGCUGUUGCACUUAUUCGAGGUCGCAAGCUUUUGAACAAGGCUGAAACAGGAAUUUACGGUACAAUGAAGGAGGAGAUGUAUGCGCGCGUACUCAAUGGUCUCGAUGACCACGUGGGCAACCUUGAAUGGCGUGAAAAGUUGGAGCAGAAGAAAGAGCAGCUGCAAAGCAUAUCCUUGCAAAAUGUGAAGGAUUUCGAGAAAGGACACAAGGCGAAGCUCUAG